AAGGAGAGCCUCCACUGGCUCCGAGAUGACAUCCCGACAACCAAGGACGAGCCUCAAGAGUGCCUACUCAUCUGCCAAGACUCUGCUGCCUAAGGCGGAGGAGCUGGAGGCCGAGGACUACUGCACGCCCGGAGCCUUCGAGCUGGAGCGCCUCUUCUGGAAGGGCAGCCCCCAGUACACCCACGUCAACGAGGUCUGGCCCAAGCUCUACAUCGGGGAUGAGGCCACGGCGCUGGACCGCUAUAGGCUGCAAAAGGCGGGCUUCACGCACGUGCUGAACGCUGCCCACGGCCGCCGGAACGUGGACACGGGGCCCGACUACUACCGCGGCAUGGACAUUGAGUACCACGGAGUCGAGGCCGACGACGUGCCCACCUUCGACCUCAGCGUCUUCUUCUACUCGGCGGCCGCCUUCAUUGACGGGGCGCUCCACUCUGAUCACAAUAAGAUCCUGGUUCACUGCGUCAUGGGCCGCAGCCGCUCGGCGACCCUGGUCCUGGCCUACCUGAUGAUCCACAGGAACAUGACCCUGGUGGACGCCAUUCAACAAGUGGCCAAGAACCGCUGUGUCCUCCCCAACUGGGGCUUUCUGAAGCAGCUCCGGGAACUGGACAAGGAGCUAGUGCAGCAGAGGCAACAGGCCCCACACAGCGACGACGGCGGCGAGAAGGCCAGUGAGAAGGAGCUGUAGGGCGCCCCUUGGGAAGGGAGAGAGAAGGCUGAUCGGGCUCUGGUCCGUGACUCCGUUUGUUCUGGAGAAGGGACCGUGCAACCGAAGCUUGACUUCUUCCAAGUCAUCUGAACCUUCCCGGGUGCAUGCGAUGAACAGGGAGGAUGCAGGGCUGCCUCCCGGACUCCAGUAUUUGGCUUCGCAGCGGAACUGGGCCGACAGGCCUCCCAGCAGAAUUGGUUACAGAUGGACACACCGUUCUACAUAAAGGCGCCUAUAUUUUUUAUUUAUUUUUUGUAAGAUGGGAGAAGAAAAGGAUUUAAAAAUGUGUAGGCAUUGUGCUGUGAUUAAAUGUUUGGCUUGGUCUGAAAGUCACAUUCUUAAAAAAUAAUUUUAAAAUAGAAAUAUAUUUUCUAACCACAGAACGUGCCCGGGAGUGAGUCCCCUUCUGAGGUGUAUUUCCUUACUGCCUCCCGCAUCCUCUUCUCCACGGGAUCCCUAGACUCAGGUCCCCUAGAGAUGCUGCCGCUCACUUGGUGGGGGUUGGGGGGGGGGAUCCUGAGCCCCUGUACAGAGGCCCUGCUUUGGGCUCCCCCACCUUCCUCAGGGAGCCAGGGCUCUUCAAAUGUUUAGCCAGAGCUGCCACUACCCAGA
Myotis daubentonii (Daubenton's bat) is the source of this 1324-nucleotide messenger RNA. It is a transcript of the gene DUSP29, whose product is annotated as dual specificity phosphatase 29. Lineage: Eukaryota; Metazoa; Chordata; Mammalia; Chiroptera; Vespertilionidae. The record is from RefSeq and is a predicted model, not a curated record. Gene Ontology annotation, molecular function: protein tyrosine/serine/threonine phosphatase activity; MAP kinase phosphatase activity. Gene Ontology annotation, cellular component: cytoplasm. Gene Ontology annotation, biological process: protein dephosphorylation; negative regulation of MAPK cascade.